Messenger RNA from Spirometra erinaceieuropaei, 1050 nucleotides. NCBI's taxonomy places the organism in Eukaryota, Metazoa, Platyhelminthes, Cestoda, Diphyllobothriidea, Diphyllobothriidae. The record is from the annotation of a GenBank genome assembly.
AUGACGCUAAAUGAGUCGAAAUCACCAGGUCCAGAGGACAUACCGCCUAAGUUACUGAAGGAGCUCGCUGCCGAACUAGCCAAACCAUUGUCCAUGCUUUUCCAAGCCUCGUUCGAAGCCGGCGGCUUGCCCGCCGACUGGAAAUCUGCGCAGAUCACACCACUGCAUAAAGGAGGCAGCAAGGCCUCUGCAAACAAUUAUAGGCCAAUUAGUCUCACUUCCAUCUGCUGCAAACUCAUGGAGAAAAUAAUCAAGCGAGAGCUGAUGCGCUUCCUAGAGCAGCAUAAUUUAUUAUCUGAUGCGCAGCAUGGGUUUCGUAGUGGCAGGUCUUGCGUGACUAACCUGCUCAACUGUUUGGAACGUUGGACUCGGUCAGUUGAUGAAGGCAGUGCGCUGCAUGUAGUCUAUAUCGACUUUAAAAAGGUAUUUGAUAGUGUCCCACAUCAGCGACUCCUGCACAAACUGAGCCGAACAGGCGUUAGGGGUAACCUCUUAAAAUGGAUUCAAAGCUUCCUGUUAGACCGUUGUCAAACUGUCCAUGUCGGUGGCCAGAAGUCGACGGAGGUUGCCGUUGAAAGCGGUGUUCCCCAAGGCUCAGUUCUUGGCCCUACUUUGUUCAUCAUUUACGUCAACGAUUGCGUGAGUGAACUGGAUUGUGGUGUCGCCAUGUUUGCGGAUGACAUCAAGCUCUGGAGAGUCAUUCGAACUGCAGAUGACGAAGAGCAUCUGCAGGCGAACCUAAAUCGACUCCAACAGUGGUCAAAGGCCUGGCUUCUGCCGUUCAACGAGAAAAAGUGUAAUAUUCUACGAGUCGGCAGAGCUCGCUCUCCGAACCAUAUGGCCUACUGCCUAAAUGGUAUACCACUGCAAGAAGUGGACUCGCAGAAGGACUUGGGAGUAUGGAUUACGACCUCGCUCAAACCCUCGCUGCACUGCACAAAGAUAGCCAAGUCUGCAAUGUCAGUCCUCUACCUUGUCAAGCGGCUUUCUCUGCCUUUGACGAAGACUGCUUCGCUAAAGUCUUUCGAACUUUUGUGCGUCCGCAACUAG